Molecule: messenger RNA, 3618 nt
Organism: Thalassophryne amazonica
Lineage: Eukaryota; Metazoa; Chordata; Actinopteri; Batrachoidiformes; Batrachoididae
Gene: clstn3
Product: calsyntenin 3
Exons: 19
Coding region: 124-3051 (975 amino acids)
Biological process (GO): positive regulation of synapse assembly; positive regulation of synaptic transmission; homophilic cell-cell adhesion
Cellular component (GO): postsynaptic membrane; cell surface
Molecular function (GO): X11-like protein binding; kinesin binding; amyloid-beta binding
Source: RefSeq, a predicted model, not a curated record
UCUGAAACGCGUUCUUUCCUCCGCCAGCUCGGCUGAAGAAGACUAUCGGUUUAUUUCGGUUGUUUUCCGCCCUUCGGGGGUUUUGCCGAGAGCCGAGCGGCAGGCAGGGUGCGCGAGAGGCGGAUGCUGCGAGGGCAGAGCCGGGUACCAGCCAGGACCACCUCCGCCCUCAUCACGAUGGACACAAUGAAUUUUCUCUCCUUCCUCCUCCUUUGCUUGACUUCGGUUGCCAGUGGCAACAAAGCCAAUAAGCACAAGCCAUGGAUCGAGACAGAGUACCAGGGCAUUGUCAUGGAGAACGACAACACCGUACUGCUCAAUCCCCCACUCUUUGCCUUGGACAAAGAUGCUCCACUGCACUAUGCUGGGGAGAUUUGUGGCUUUCGGGUACAUAAUGGCCCAUCUGGUUCAGGUUCAGUCCAGUUUGAGGCAGUGGUUCUCGACCGUUCCACUGGCGAGGGUUUGGUUCGGUCCAAGGAGCCACUGGAUUGUGAGAGCCAGCGAGAACACAGCUUCACCAUCCAGGCCUACGACUGCGGAGAAGGUCCUGACGGAGUCAACAGCAAGAAGUCCCACAAAGCCACUGUGCAUGUUCGUGUGAACGACGUCAAUGAGUUCUCCCCAGUGUUCGUUGAGCGUCGCUAUGAGGCUUCAGUCCCAGAAGGGCGUCUGUUUGACCGAAUUGUGCGUGUUGAGGCUUUGGAUGCUGAUUGCUCCCCACAGUACAGUCAGAUUUGCUUCUAUGACAUCAUCACUCCCAAUGUGCCCUUUGCUAUUGACAAUGAUGGUAACAUUAAGAACACAGAGCCGUUGGAUUCAAAGCGUCAGCGUGUUCACACCUUCUGGGUGACCGCCUUUGACUGUGGAAAGAAUCGUGCUCAAGCUGAUGCCCAAGUCGUUGUUACGGUCAAGCCGUCCUGCAAACCUGGUUGGAUCGGAUGGACCAAGCGUGUCGAGUACACCCCUGGGUCAGGUAGCAUCCCCUUGUUUCCCAGUUUGCAUUUGGAGACUUGUGAAGAGACUGUGUGGAACAUUCAGGCCACUGUAGAGCUCCAGACUGGCCACAUUGGGAAGGGGUGUGACAGAGACAGCUAUUCUGACAGAUCAGUACGACGACUGUGUGGUGCUGUAAGAGGUGAGGUGGAGCUCCUUCCACCUCCAUCUCCUGCAGCCAACUGGACCUCAGCUCUGCCAACCCUCCCCUCAUCAGAUUCAUCCUUGGUUUUCUCUUUUAAUGGAACCAGCCAUGUUGCCGUAGUACCUGAUUCAGUUGUCACAGCAUUAUCGGGUGACCACUUCACCCUCCAGUUGUGGAUGCGAAGGGGUGGAGCCAACAUUCAACCUGUAACCACUCAGACCAGAGGAAGCCGCAAGGAGGAGGAGAUUAUUGUGUGCAGUACCGUCAAAAAUGAUGACUCCUUUUCCCACUACUCCCUCUCCGUCCACGGCUGCCGCCUCUCUCUCUUCUACUGGCCUGACGUCACAGCCGCUCGACCUGUCAAGUUCCUUUGGAAACUGGAGCAGGUUUGUGACAGUGAGUGGCACCAUCUUUCACUUAGUGUCCAGUUCCCCUCCGUGACACUGUAUGUAGAUGGUGUUACCUUUGACCCUGCCCUCAUCCAUGACAACGGAGCCAUCCCCAACCCCGAACCCCGCCAGAGAAUGUUCAUUGGCGCCUGCUGGGAGCCAGAAGAAAAGCAGAAGGAGAUUCUAAACAACACCAUCCCAGAGGACAAGGACUCAGUGAAGUAUGUGGGGGGUUACCAUGGCUUGUUGUCGGGGGUGACUGUGCGUCCCGGCAGCGUGGAGCCACACAGUGUGGUGGAGUGUCUGUAUGCGUGCAGAGAAGGUCUGGACUUUGGCGACCUGGAGACAUUGGGCUCUGGUAUGAAGGUUCAUGUGAACCCAAGCCAAUCGGUGCUUGUGCUGGAGGGAGAUGACAUCGAGAGCUUUAAUCGCGCUGUGCAGCAAGUCACCUACAGAAACUCUCUACGCUUUGCAACCCCUGGAGUCCGGCCUCUCAAGCUUACCACCUCACUCAGAUGUUUUAAUGAGGAAAGUUGCCUGUCCCUCAAACAGCUAGAGGGUUACCUGGUGGUCCUCCAGCCUGAUGCCCCUCAGAUUUCUCUCUCUGGGGUUGGCCCUCACCUGGCACGUCCAGCUCCUGAGUUUGAAGGUCCUCGUGGUGUCCCUCUCUUCCCAGAGCUACGGAUAGUCUGUUCAUUGUCUCAUGCUGUCAACACAGCUGCACAGGGGAUGGAGGGUGGAGCUCUAAUGUCAGAUGCUGUGGCUCACACUUUGGAUGGCUGUGAGGUACAGCCUCUGGGGGAGGAGCUAAACCCAGAGAAAGAGGAGCUUCUGGUGGACAUGGAUGUUGUGCGUGAAAGAGGACUGGAAAUUAUCAAUACUACUGCUUACAUUGCAAUUACAGGUGCUGAAUCCAUCUCUGUGUAUGAAGAUGUCCUUCGCUCAGUCAGAUACCGACUGGCCAAAGGCUCAGCCCGCUUUGAGAGGAGGUUCCGGUUGUCUUGCUCUGAGAUGAAUGGCCGGUACACCAGCAAUGAAUUGACUUUGGAGGUGAACUUCCUUCACUCUCUAGACAGUCUGUACCAUCCGUCCCACCUGCUGGCCUCCCAGCAGCAAUUUCUCCAUCCAUCCCACCACGCUGGGGAGUUAAGCGGACACACACUGCCCAAUCCACAUCGCAACUCAGUGGUGCCGGGCGCUGCUACCGUCAUCAUCAUGGUGUGUGUGGGAUUUCUCGUUGUUAUGGUGAUCCUUGGCAUUUUCCGAAUUCGCUCCAUCCAUCGCCGGGAAGAGGGUACAAGAGACGGGGCUAAGGAUGGUGGCAGCCAAUGGGACGACUCUGCUCUCACCAUCAUCGUCAACCCUAUGGAGUCCUAUGAGUCUCGUAUGGGCGUCUCUGCGGAUACUGAGGGAGAGGGGGAGGAGGAGGAUGAGGAGGUGGCAGAGUCACCCGAUGAUGCUACUGAUGACCAACGAAUCAUCAUUAAGAAGGAAGGAAGAGAUGGCAACACCCGUCGCUACUGAGCCACGUGUAUCUGUCUGCACCAGUUCUCAUGGAAACCAUAAAACCGGUUCACCAGUCACAUGCACACAACACUUUUAAUAUCAGCGACUACUGAUGCCACUAGUAUAAGGAAUGUAUGCUUACAGACAUGACACACAGCACAGUCACUGUAAUAAUCUGACACAUGACACUGUAUGUGACCUAUAGUCAACAACGGGCAGUUGUUCUCCACCUAAGUGUUCAAUGGCACAAUGUAUACUGUCAAUGUCAUUUAACUGCCUGAACAAACCGCACAGAAACUGUAUGUAGUACACCAGUUCUAAAUCGAAAGAUGGUAGUGUCUUUAUAGUGUAACACUGGUCGAAUGAGUCUGCUCCCCCCACCCCAAACAACAACAACAAAAUGAUUGUCUUUUAUUAUCAAACACAGAAUGAAAUCUUUAUAAAAUUACUCCUAGAACAAUCUGCAGCAUUCUGGCGUUGAAUAGAGGUAUAGGCAGACACAUCACGUCUCUGCGCUCCUUCAGACUGACUGCAGAACUCUGCACAAGCGCUUUCUCCCGCUUUGAAUUCUGUCUUCGUACAGAG